UAAAAGUGCAUUCGAAACCAUGUCACCUGCAAACCAACUUUAUAUGAAAUCAGAGUUGUUACCUUGUAUGGGAGCCUCGGAUAAGCAAAUCAGGUCUACAGCUGGUACCAUCAUUAGUACUCUUGUUCAGAUUGGUGGACUUUCAGGAUGGCCUGAAUUGCUGCAUGCACUUGUAAAGUGCUUAGAUAGUAAUGACCCCAAUCACAUGGAAGGUGCUAUGGAUGCAUUGUCUAAGAUUUGUGAAGAUGUACCACAACUGCUUGACGCUGAUAUUUCUGGAUUAUCUGAGCGACCUAUCAAUGUCUUUCUUCCAAGAUUUCUCCAGCUUUUCCAAUCGCCGCAGACUACACUAAGAAAGCUUUCCCUAUGUACGGUGAACCAUUUCAUCAUGCUCAUGCCAACAGUAUUAUAUAUGUCCAUGGAUAAAUAUCUGCAAGGUUUAUUUAUUCUUGCUAAUGAUCCUGCUCCAGAGGUGCGGAAGCUGGUAAGGAAUUUUUCCUGUUGUCAUUUUUUGAUCUGCAGGAGUCAAAAUGCAUCAUACUUAUGAAUCAAUGCUUAAGGAUGUACCAAACAAUUACAUUUCCACUCUUGCUUCCCCUGUAUCUGUUGUUAUAAGUAUUGUAAUUUUUUUAUUUAGGUUGUAGUGCAAAUAACUUGGCAGGUUGUAUUGGUCCUUCAUUUUUGCUGAAUUAUUAUUCACCUCGUCAUGAACAGUCUUUGUUUUACCUUGCAAGAUUUUAGAUAAUUAUUGAUGAAUCUAGGCACAUAUUAAUCAUCAAAUAAAUUAGCAAGUGUGUUGUGAAGAUUAGUGACUUGGACGACCACAAUUUGUAAUGCUGAAGUAGGAU
Messenger RNA from Olea europaea var. sylvestris, 848 nucleotides. Its product is annotated as transportin-1-like. Gene Ontology annotation, biological process: protein import into nucleus. The transcript has 4 exons. Gene Ontology annotation, cellular component: nucleus; cytoplasm. Bases 20 to 547 code for a protein of 175 amino acids. NCBI's taxonomy places the organism in Eukaryota, Viridiplantae, Streptophyta, Magnoliopsida, Lamiales, Oleaceae. Gene Ontology annotation, molecular function: nuclear import signal receptor activity. The record is from RefSeq and is a predicted model, not a curated record.